Amoebophrya sp. A120 is the source of this 370-nucleotide messenger RNA. NCBI's taxonomy places the organism in Eukaryota, Dinophyceae, Syndiniales, Amoebophryaceae. The record is from the annotation of a GenBank genome assembly.
GGGCCUGUUGCCAGUAACCCGCUUACCCCCGGGCGUCUGCACGCCGGCUUUGCCGCUGUUGUUUCGCGGCUGGCCGGGUGCUGGUAAUUCGUUAUCCUUGCCCGGGGGCGAGCUCUCCACUGACCAUGCGGUCCGCGGCCUGCUGUUGUGCAGGCCGUUGCCGCUUUGGUGUUUGUCGUUGAUAUCAAUCUCGCAAAACCCCUCCCGACAAGAGGACGGACACUACCCAAGUUCUUGGGCGGCCUGUCGAUUUUUUGCAGUUGUUCUUUCAUGCCGUCGUGUGUUUGUGUUUUUUUCUUGUGGUGCGCAAAGUCUGAUUACUGAGGACAACGACCACUCGGAGCAAGAGCAUGGCAACGGCAUCUAUUAA